This is a messenger RNA of Crotalus tigris (Tiger rattlesnake), 4258 nucleotides long. It is a transcript of the gene MAP4K2, whose product is annotated as mitogen-activated protein kinase kinase kinase kinase 2. NCBI's taxonomy places the organism in Eukaryota, Metazoa, Chordata, Lepidosauria, Squamata, Viperidae. Gene Ontology annotation, molecular function: ATP binding; MAP kinase kinase kinase kinase activity. Gene Ontology annotation, biological process: protein phosphorylation. The transcript is spliced from 32 exons. The coding region runs from base 115 to 2664 and encodes 849 amino acids. The record is from RefSeq and is a predicted model, not a curated record.
CUUCCUGCCGCUGCGGUUCCUCUCCGCCCCGGAGGCGGCGCGUUCCCCGCCUCGGCCGCCGCUGCUGGCCCCGGCUGCGCCGUCCGGCCCUGGCUCGGCGGCUGGGCGAGGACCAUGAGCGCCUUGCGGGACGUCUCGCUGCAGGACCCGCGGCUGCGCUACGAGCUCAUCCAGCGCAUCGGCUCCGGCACCUACGGGGAUGUUUACAAGGGGCGAGAUACAGACACCGGAGAGCUGGCAGCCAUUAAAAUUGUGAAAAUCGACCCAGGAGAUGACAUCGGAUCCAUUCAGCAAGAAAUCACCACCCUCAGGGAUUGUCGGCAUCACAACGUUGUGACGUAUUUUGGAAGCUAUCUCAGGAAUGAUCGGCUGUGGAUCUGCAUGGAGUACUGUGGAGGGGGAUCCCUGCAGGAGAUCUACCACAGUACUGGGCCUUUGUCCGAAAAACAGAUUGCCUACGUCUGCAGGGAAACCCUCCAGGGACUUCACCACUUGCAUACCAAAGGGAAAAUGCACCGAGACAUUAAGGGGGCCAACAUCCUGCUGACGACCAACGGCGAGAUCAAAUUGGCGGAUUUUGGGGUCUCGGCAGAACUGACAGCUUCGGUGGCCAAGCGAAAAUCGUUCAUCGGAACGCCCUAUUGGAUGGCACCAGAGGUGGCCGCGGUGGAGAAGAAAGGCGGCUACAACCAGCUGUGCGACAUCUGGGCCCUGGGCAUCACCGCCAUUGAACUGGCCGAGCUGCAGCCCCCACUUUUUGACCUCCACCCCAUGAGGGCUCUGAUGUUGAUGGCGAAGAGCAACUUCCAGCCUCCAAAGCUAAAAGAUAAGGCGUGUUGGUCUCCCGAUUUUCACCAGUUCCUCAAACUCUCUUUGACCAAAAAUCCUCGGAAACGGCCGGUGGCAGAAAAACUCUUGCAGCACCCUUUCGUCUGCCAGCCCUUAGCCCGCGUUUUAGUCAUUGAAUUACUGGAUAAAGCCACAAACCCUGAACUGACCGCUUCCGCCUUGGACGAUGGGGAUUUUGAGGCUUAUGACGUUUUUCCCGAUAAAAUCUGCUCCAGUAAGCCACGUGGCCCGGCAGAAGGCACCCUGUCAGAAAUCCAGCUUAACCAGGUUAAAUUCGGCCCCCCGCUAAGGAAAGAAACAGAGCCGUGGAGCAACCCAACGGAAGAAGAGGAAGAGAAUUGGAUGGUGCUUGGAGACGGAGAGAGCUUGCUUCAGUCUGUCGAAGAGGCCCUGGAAGAGAGGAGUCUAACGAUCCGCCCGGCACGUCCUACGGAUCAGACCCAGGAAGAACAGCAGACCGAUGGACUUGGGGAAGAUUUUUCCAGCACUAUCAAAAGAGGCCCUUUUUGGGAUUUCCUCAACCUGGAGCUCUCCUAUAAGGCUCCUUGGGAACAGGAUGGGGAGCGCGCGGAUCUAGAGGGGCCGAGGGGCCACACUGUCCCAGGCAACGGGGCGUUUGGUGGGACGCCAGACCCUCCGGGGGUGGAUUCUUCCAAACCUGCAGACUGCCUGCUCUCCACUGAGUGGGCCACGAUGAAGAAGAAGGAGGAAGCUACUAGGUUGCUGUGCCAUGGAUUGCCUCCUACACCCAAAGUUCAUAUGGGAGCCUGUUUUUCCAAAGUUUUCAACGGCUGCCCGCUGAAGAUCAACUCAGCUACAACGUGGAUCCACCCGGAAACACGAGAUCUGUAUCUGGUGGUGGGAGCGGAGGAAGGCAUUUACACCUUGAACCUUCACGAGCUCCACGAAGACACGAUGGAGAAGCUCCUUCCCCACCGGUGCUCCUGGCUCUACUGCAUCAACAACACACUCCUGACUUUGGCAGGAAAGUCCCCCCAGGUCUCUUCACACAAUCUCCUGGGUCUCUUUGAGCAACGUCGUCAGCUUCAAAAGCGUCCGGUUCCUCUUUCCAUCGCCACCAACCGACUGACGGAGAGGAUCAUCCCCAGGAAAUUUGCCCUUUCGGCCAAGAUAGCAGACACCAAAGGCUGCCUUAAGUGUCAAAUCGUCCGAAAUCCUUACUCAGGAAACACCUUUCUGUGUGCCGCCCUGCCCUCCAGCCUGGCCCUCCUCCAGUGGUACGAACCUUUGCAGAAAUUUAUGCUACUGAAGCACGUCCCUGUGCUGCUCCCUGAUCCCCUCUCCCUGUUCGAGCUGCUGGUCGUGGAGACGGAGGAGUAUCCGCAAGUGUGCUUUGGCGUCACCGGCAGCGACCAGCCGGGGGCCGAGCUGCACUUCAGCGUCCUCUCGCUCAGCACUGGGCACACCAGCUCCAGCCCUUCCAGGCGUCCCCUCGUCCUGGCCAGCCACGUCACUCAGAUGGACCGAGACACUGUCCUCGUUUGUUUUGAACGCUGCGUCCGAGUCGUGAAUCUUCGGGGGACGCCACAGGGGGUGUUUGCACCGGAGCUUGUUUUCAAUUUCCCCAUUGAAACCAUUGUGUGCCUUCAAGACAGUGUCUUGGCUUUCUGGAAACACGGCAUGCAAGGCCGAAGCCUGGAAUCCAGUGAGGUGACGCAGGAGGUCACAGACGAAUCCAGGAUGUUCCGAGUCUUGGGUGCUCACAGGGACAUCAUCCUGGAGAGCACCCCUACCAACAAUCCCAUGGCGCACAGCAACCUCUACAUCCUGACCGGUCACGAAAGCAGCUACUAGCUUUCUCCUGGCUGCCACUCGGAGGCCCUGUAUGUGGAGCAGACCCUUCCUGGAGCUAGUGGCCGAUGGCGGCCACUACGCUGGCAUAGGAGAUGCUCGGGGGAAGACGUUGACAGAGGGGAUUGUGAUCCUCCUGUUCCUGGACCAAACUGCUGAUUGGGCUCCAGAGAUUGUCUCGGUGCCUGGUUCGAGUCUUCCUGAGAUUUGGUGUUGGGGCCCAGUGGGGAAGACCGGCUCCCCGUAAUAGGGGCCAGCGUCUCCUGAGAUGAUUCUGCAAUAAUUCCACCCGCCUGGCCGUCGGGAGAACUCGCACCCAGUCCCGGUUGACACCUUGUGCCUGCUUGAAUGCUUUUUUCCCUAGGUCUUCCUCUCCUCCUCCUCCUCCUCUUUUAAAAUGCUUCGAAGUCGCCCACGGUGGUGGCGUGUGGGCACUGUGUCUUGGCAUGGCUGACAGAGUGAAGACAAUCGUUUGCCACGGGUAUCAGAAGGGGCAUCUCCCUUCCUAAGCUUCGGCUUUUUUUCAGGGCUCUUAGCAGCUCUGGCCUGUUAUUCUGGAACAAGGGGCGAGAGAGAAAUGUUUCUUUGUGAGAAAUUAGGGUCAUGGCCAGGAUGGCCAAAACAGGGUGACUGUUACUGGAACGAUUGCAGUGUAGUUUGGUUCUGCGUGUAUGUUUGUGUGUGGGAAGGGAAGGACAGCAGUGGUUUUUCUGGGGUUUUUUUUCCCCCUCUUUUGAAUGGCUGUUUUGAACGGCUAAAGGAGAUGCUGGGUCAGGGGUAGGCAACCUUGGCUCUUUUAUGACUCGUGGACUUCAACUCCCAGAAUUCCUGAGCCAGCCUGGCUCAGCUUGGAAGCCUGUCCCUUUCCCCUCAGACUGGCUGGCUCGGGAAUUCUGGGAGUUGAAGUCCACGAGUCAUAAAAGAGCCAAGGUUGCCUACCCCUGUGCUAGGCGAGCAGUUCAAAUCUGGAAACCAGAUCUGUGGUUCUACAGAUGCCAGCUCCCAGAAUCCCCAGGGGAUGAUAGGCCAUUGCUAAAAAGGAAUUGAUCCACAUACCUCGAGUUAACGGAUGGCUGCUGUGGAACAAUUCAAUGUUAAGAACCCAGAUGUAGGGUGGGUGCACCAUUCCCAGAGAGGUGGACUUCGAUUCCCAGAAUUUCCUAGCCCUCAUGACUGUUGCUGAGAAUUCUGGGAGGUCAAGGUCACUAUUCAGGCAUUGGGAUUUCAACCCCCAGAAUUCCCCAGCCGCUAUAUUCAGUAUUCUGGAGGGGGAAUAGACACCUGGACCAUUUGAUACCCAUCUGCAGAAUCUCAGGGGAGAAAGCUGAUUAUUGGGGGGGGGGUGUCUAAGUACAGAAUUAACACGUAGUUGAAAAUGUGGCCUUCUGGAUACAGUAGUUCUUGACUUACAACUAUAAUUGAGACCGGAAUUACAGUCACAAGUCAUUGCGAUUGUAUGUCAAGACACCCACACGACCCGAAGUAAUUUUCUGGUCUGUUUCGCUACAAUUAUUAAGCAAACUCAAGUCAUUUGAAGAGAUAUUUUUUGACCAAAAUUACCAAAAAAUGCCAGAAACUGGCAAGAAAAAAAAAAAAA